AUGCUGCAUCGCAAACUGAAGAACAUAGAAGAAGGUAUAGCUUUUGGUGGAAAGAGGACAAAGAUUGCAAGAUCUCAAGGGAAGAAGAUUCAAAUAACCAUUGAACAAGAAAGAUCAAGGAUAUUAGGGAACUUGGCACAGGCUUACUUGCGACAUCAUGAUUAUGGUUUGGUGAACGACAUUACAGAAAGCUCUGUCCUUGGAGCCGAUAAGAACAAGCGGUGCAACUUGGCAAUCGCUUGCGCAUAUGAACAAAAUUCUGAAGCAAAAUCUACGCUUGGUCAGUCAAAAUCGGUGUUAACGCCAAUUGGAGAGGACAAGCUGAAAGAAGUUGUUACCUCUCUCAAGGAGGUCGCGGGGGCGUUUAGGUCCAUGGACUCGGAAGGUGGGCGAGAUGGACGUAAUAAAGAACCUGUGCUAUCAGAUAAGCAUAUUAGAGGAUCUGACUGUGGAAGCCACUCUGAGAACCAGGGCAACUUCGCAUGUUCAUUGUCUUCUCAACAAAAUGGAGUUGACAAUUACUGGAGGAACUGUAUAAUUAAGCUCCAAAAAACUAACAGAUAA
This is a messenger RNA of Hevea brasiliensis (rubber tree), 564 nucleotides long. RefSeq names its product protein POLLENLESS 3-LIKE 2-like. The record is from RefSeq and is a predicted model, not a curated record. The coding region runs from base 1 to 564 and encodes 187 amino acids. The transcript has 4 exons. Lineage: Eukaryota; Viridiplantae; Streptophyta; Magnoliopsida; Malpighiales; Euphorbiaceae.